Molecule: messenger RNA, 3016 nt
Organism: Dreissena polymorpha
Lineage: Eukaryota; Metazoa; Mollusca; Bivalvia; Myida; Dreissenidae
Exons: 10
Coding region: 376-1542 (388 amino acids)
Molecular function (GO): protein binding
Source: RefSeq, a predicted model, not a curated record
AUUAACACGGUUAUCACGUGGCUGAGGCAAGGAGACGAGGAUUGGUCAGAGAGCCACAACACAAUAUACUGGACAGAAGUCAGAAGGGAGAACGCUGGCAAUUAUACCUGCAAAUUACGAUAUUUGAUCACGGAUUCGUUUAAUCAUUCCAUCAGCGGCGACUCUGAACAUUCAUUCCAUUUAAAUGUUGAAUAUCCAGCGAGUGUAAUUAACUUUGAGGCUGUGGGACACAGUGACUCUGUCGUUGUAAAUGAGAACAAAAGCGUGACCUUCAGAUGUAACGCCACAGGGAAUCCUAGUCCAACGAUACGAAUAAAGAACACCAAUCGUGUACUAAAGCAACGAAAUGCGAUUUCUCUCGGAAAUAAGGAAAUCAUGACAUGCGCACACACGGGAAAAUAUUCGUGCUAUGCCAGGAAUAUCAUAAACGAAGAAGAGUCAACAUCUAAAGACAUCGACGUUUUCGUUAUGUGCUCCCCACGACCUGCUUCAAACAUGCUUUCAGAGCUCAACUUCACGACUACCCUACAUUCAACUGUUAUACUGAGCUUCACAGUGAUUUCUAAUCCAGAACCACAACCUUCAGACUAUGUUUGGAAGAAAUGUGAUGUUGAAGAAUCGAUUGGACAUUUACAAUGCUUCUCACUUGUUGACGAAGGGCACUUAAACGUUUCGAUAGUUGACUUAACGUCGAAUCUAACGAUUUCAGAUUUCAUUCAGCAUGAUAUUGGGCGAUAUGUGUUGACUGUGCAAAAUGGUGUUUGUGACGCAUGGAAUCAGACGUUCCUCGUCGUGAUCAAAGAUAAGCCCGAAGCACCGCUGUUGUUUUAUGAAAGCACAGCUUUGCAUUCCGUCAUUCUAACAACGACUGCAGGAUAUAGCGGUGGCAUCUCACAGUCAAUAAUACUCCUUUACAAAAACAUACACGCUUCGGAAUGGAUCAAAGUAGAUGCGAUUAGUGAUGUUCCCACAAACUAUACAUUUUCGUGCACAUUGACUGGGUUAGAUUCCAACAUAAACUACACUGCAAUUACAUAUGCCAGCAAUGAAUUAGGGAAUUCCACAACUGUGUCGAUAUACUUCACACCUGCGGUACUCGAAAAAUCAUCUGCCCGUUCUGUCUCCACACUCAAUGCGGAUGUGCUGCUUCCGCUAAUUGGUGCUGGCUGUGGCGCGUUAAUGUUCCUAGCAACAACGGUACUCGUAUGCGUUUGCAGAAAACGGAAAAUGCGAGAAAACUCUGUGGCGAACAAAAGAAAUGUUUCACUACUAGUAUGUAAACGAAGGACACGAAAUGAAGAUCAGAUGUACAUUACUGCAGUCGGAGUUUUGGAACACGAACCCCCUACAGCGUCUCAAGGAAAUUGUCAAGUUGGGCAAAGCGACACUAGCAGCGUUUCAAAUGCUGUUCAUAAGUUUUCAACAUUCAAAGUUCUUCAAGAUUCUUCAGAGGUCGAAACAGUUGUGGGGAAAGAGGAUAAACACUAUGCUGAGAUAAUUGACUUGUUGGUCGCACCUACAACAACACCAAACUCAUUUUAGCGAUUUGUUCUCAGUAACUUCAAGUUUAUCAGUUAUACGUUACACGUUAAUGGUUAUACGGUGAUUUGUAAAAACUUGUCUGUCGGUUACCAGUUACCAUACGUCCGUAAACCACUAGUUCAUCUAUUACAUUCAACCUCAAGUCUUUCAGUAGUAUCCAGCUAUAAGUCUAUCAAUGAUCUGCAACCACAAGUUUAUCAGUAAUAUGUUACAUAAAGAAUGUCGGUUACCAGUUACAAUAUGUCCAUCGGUUAUCCGUAACAAUAACUAUGUGUAAUCACAUGUUUAGCGGCUAUCCGUUGCCACGAGUUUAUCCUUGUUCUGAUACUAUAAGUUUAUCGUUUAGCCGUGACCGCACGUAUAUCGGUUAUGUGUACACACAAGCAAAUUUAUUCUUGAAUUGAAUAUUUGUAAACCCAGUGCAUUUUCUGUACGUAAUUUGACUUUGUAUAUUAUGUGUAGUAGGCAAAAAUAAUUGAAAAAACACAAACAAAAACCGUACAUAGUAAUGAAAUAUAUUUAUUCGACCAUUAGCACUUGUGUUUGCAGAUAUAUUUAAGAGCUAUGCUCGGAACCGUUGAUAUCUGUAUGCAGAGAUUUCGGCAUACUAAUUAUGAUGAGCAUAAGAUGUGAAUAAACGUGCAAUUUUCAAUUGUUUAUAUUGUAACAUUCGCUAAGAAAAACUAAAACAAAAGCUCCGGUGUGAAUGCCGUUUAUUUUAAACAACAUAGCUGACAGGUAAUUAAAUUAAGUAGCAACUGACUGUGUAAUUAAAGUAACAGUAAUAAUUAUAUAUCAAUGCUAAUAUUGUUUCACAUUUAUUUAUGUUAUUCUGCACGAAACUCAUGUAGAUUUAUGCUUGUGCUCAUGUUUUUAUAAAGAAAUUUCUAACAAAUACAUUUUAAAAUUAACCAUUUAAAUCAAGUUGUCCUUCCAAUUUGUUUUAAUAAAACGGUCAUUUGAUAAUUUUUAAUCAAUCUUUAUAUGGACGAGUUCAUAUGUUUAAAUGUUUGAAUGGACACACACGUAUGAUUGUACAAACACAAUACGUGUAAAUACCCUACUUGUUUAUAUACUGGUGACGGCAACUUCAUUUAUAAAAAAAAUCACCAAUAUCAUAUUAGUUACGCUUGUAUUCCACCGAAUUAAAAACAAACAGUUGUUGUACACUAAAAAAUCAUUGGUGACGGUUUCAUUACAACACAAUUGUUAAUUAAUGGUGUAUCAAAUCAACAUAAUAUCCGGAACAGUUGUUUGUCUCCAAAAUAUUAGCAGAAACAUUUAUUUUUUAACCAAAAUAUAUCAGUACUGGCUGUUUAUCCCAGAUAAAAUAAUUAACGGUUGUAUUUCAAUACAAUAAAUCCGCAACGGUUUUAUUUCACCAAAAUAAUAUCAGUGACAGUUGUAUUACACAAAAAUUAUAUUGUUACUAUAAAUAUAGAAUAACAUGUUAGUGCAUGAUAGUAAUGUAAUA